Messenger RNA from Limulus polyphemus (Atlantic horseshoe crab), 3227 nucleotides. RefSeq names its product protein GPR107-like. Bases 14 to 1750 code for a protein of 578 amino acids. The record is from RefSeq and is a predicted model, not a curated record. Gene Ontology annotation, biological process: transport. The transcript has 16 exons. Gene Ontology annotation, cellular component: Golgi apparatus; membrane. NCBI's taxonomy places the organism in Eukaryota, Metazoa, Arthropoda, Merostomata, Xiphosura, Limulidae.
AGAUGAAAUAAAAAUGGCUAUUAAUGCUUGUUUUCUAGGUGUUGGUAUUAUUUUAUAUUUAUUUUCAUAUUCAGUUGAAGGACGAAUACACCAUCUAAAGUUAUUAAAUGAUGGGCGCAAAUAUUUUACUGUCAGCACGUUUGGCUUUUUAAAAGGUGGUAAACUUGAUAUACAAGUGAACGAGUUAUCGUUUUAUACCUCUCAUUCUGAAGCCAAGUUUGGAUUCAGUUUGUCCAGAUCUAUUAGUGAUGGUAUGGCUCCUUACCUAGAAAACCACCAGGAGAAAUGUCUACUUCUUGAUGACUUACAUAAUGAUGAUACCAGUUUUGAUAUCAUUUUGUUUGUAUUGAAGAUAAGAAGAAAGGUGAUUAAGGUGAAUUGUAGCCAUAUGUUUUCAUCUCUAGUCAUUGAAAGAAAUAGAGAGUGGGACCCAGUAAACAAACAUUCUAAUCGAAGAAGACGAAACAUUGGAGAACUGACUAGUGACAGUUAUCUCCUUGCACGUCGCAAAAGAGAAUCUGAUGGAGGUUCCAACAAUACUAAAAUUAUUGAAAGGAGUAAAGUGAGAGAAAAGAUUCAAAACUCAAGAACAGAUCUUAGUAAUGAAACAGAUAAUGCAGAAAAGAAUAGCCAAAGUAGUGAAUGCUCUGCUGUAGAGGAAUUUCCAGUGAAUAAAACAGGAAAUACUUACAGUUUUCAGUUUUCUGUCAUUAUUGGAGAUGAUAUCCACAAAGGAUUGUACAGCUUGUACUUCCACAAUUGUGAAAACUAUGGAAAACUUGUUCACCAAUCUGUGGUAAACUUAACUAUGACUAUUAAAGAAAAGAACCCAGGAACCUAUUUGUCUGCUGGUGAAAUACCCUUGCCACACAUUUACUUAGGACUUUCUGUAGCUUUCUUCAGUGCUGGUUGCUUCUGGAUCUAUAUAAUCAGAAAAAAAAAACAGAAAGCUUUCAAAAUUCAUUACUUAAUGGGAUUAUUAAUAUUUCUGAAAUCGUUUUCUCUACUUUUUCAUGGGAUAAACUUCUAUUUUAUCUCACGGGAAGGUUUUCACAUUGAAGCUUGGGCAGUGCUGUUUUACAUUACACAUCUCCUCAAAGGAGCACUUUUGUUUAUUACUCUUGUCUUGAUUGGAACUGGCUGGGCCUUUAUAAAACAUGUUCUGUCAGACAAAGAAAAGAAAAUUUUUAUAAUUAUCAUACCUCUUCAGGUUCUAGCCAAUAUAGCAGAAAUCAUCAUGGAAGAGAGUGAGGAGGGGGAAGUGAAACAUACUACUUGGAGAGAAGUGUUUAUCUUGGUUGAUCUCUUGUGUUGUGGAGCUAUUCUAUUUCCAAUUGUGUGGUCUAUCAAGCAUCUUCAACAAGCUUCUCAAACUGAUGGAAAAGCAGCUGUGAACUUAGAGAAACUCAGACUUUUCAGACACUUUUAUGUCAUGAUUGUCUGCUACAUCUACUUCACCAGGAUCGUUGUGUACCUUCUCAAGAUUACUGUGCCUUUCCAAUAUGAGUGGCUCAAUGAGUUUUUCCGAGAAACAAUCACACUGGGAUUCUUUAUUUUGACUGGUUACAAUUUCCGCCCAACAUCGAACAACCCUUACAUCAGGUUGUCUCAAGAUGAUCCUGAGCUACAGAUGGAAGAAGUGAUAACCCAAACAGGACUGACUGAAGGUAUAUUCAAAAAUGUCAGAUCAAGAGAUCCUACAAGGGAUUCUAAAGUAACUCAGCAAGAAGAUAGUCAUGAAUAUGAUUGAUAUCAUGACAUUUGCUUGUAUUGUAGUAUUUUUAUUUUUUGUUUCUAUUUGUACAAUAUGAGAUAAAUUCAUUUUUGUCUUCUUUAGCCCAUUUUUUUUUUAAACUAAAUUCAACUGUUAGUGCUCAGGUAUCUUUUUAUUUUAAUAUUUGUUGUAGAAUUGUUUUGUAACUAUAUCUUUCUUAGAAAAGCUUGAAAAGUAGCUUUUAUGUGCUUUUGUAAUGAAAACAUUGUUAAGGCAUCCUGGAAUUUAUCAAAAUUAUAAUUUAAGAAUUCUGCCAUGAAGUUAAAAUUUCUUUUAAACAAUAUUUUUGCCAACACUGCCAUAUGAAAUGUAUUUCAGUUAAAUAAAACUUUAGAGACGGCUUGACCAGGUAAUGAAGAAAACUUUAUUAUAAAUGUAUGAUGUUUUGACAAGAUUAUGUCAUCCUUAGGUACAAGUAGUUUAAAAGACACACAUGAAUAUAUAUAUACAGUAUGGAACAAAGAAGUCACAUGACUGGAGAUUGCUUCACAGCCUAGUAUAGGUAUCAUGGUAUGCCGGGGUAGUGGUUUAGGGUGGAGCUGUUUUGUUCGAUUAAGCUAGCUUCCUUUAUUCUGCAUUUAUUGAUGUUUGGUUCUUUUUUUUAAAUUAAAGUAUUUUGUAUAGACAUACUGUGGUUUUUUAGUUGCAAUUCACCGAACAUAAUAAAAAACCCUCUCAUGUUUACCACCAUUGCAACUCAAAAAAACCACAGUAUGUCCAUACAAAAUACUGUAAUUUUAAAGAAAGAACCAAACAUGAAUAAACACAGAAUCAAAGAAGCUAUCUUAAUUGAACAAAACAGCCCCACCCUAAACCUAUACCCCAUGAUACCAAGAUACCUAUAAUAAGCUGUGAAGCAGUGUCUGGUCAUAUGACCUCUUUAUUCCAUAUUGUAUAUAUAGUCAUGUGUGUCUGUAAACUACUUGUACCUGAGGAUGACAUAAUCAUGUCAAAACUUCAUACAAUUGUAAUAAAGUUUUCUUCAUUACCCAGUCAAGCUGUUUCCAAACUUUUAUUUUCUAAAAAGUGGGUUCCUCAUCAUCAAAUUUAAUUCCAGUUAAAUGUUUAACUCCCUUUUAUUAAAUGACACGUUUUUGUACAUUUUGGUUAUAUUUAAAUUUUUUUCUUAUCAGAUAUGUGAAUAAGUGUUAUCAUUACCAUGUCUUAAAAAAUUAUUUGGAGAUAUUUUACAUUUACAUACCCGUUAAAAUAAAAAAACAAUGUUCUGUAAAAACUAAAAAAAAUUUCCAUUAAUGUCUCUCACUAAAAAUUAACUAUUACACUUCUGUGCAAGAGUUUUGUGAUUCCUUUGUAAUAAGUUAAUGUCUGACUUACUGUUUUUGACAUCAGCUGUGUAGAUUACUAUUGUUUGAGUUUUUCAUAAAUGUUACAGUUCACUGUCAUAAACAUUAAUGAUUUAGCUAAAUAAUCUUGAUAACCAGAUGUCAGCCAA